Candidozyma duobushaemuli is the source of this 1533-nucleotide messenger RNA. RefSeq lists its product as uncharacterized. Gene Ontology annotation, cellular component: mitochondrion. The record is from RefSeq and is a predicted model, not a curated record. NCBI's taxonomy places the organism in Eukaryota, Fungi, Ascomycota, Pichiomycetes, Serinales, Metschnikowiaceae. The transcript has a single exon. Gene Ontology annotation, molecular function: GTP binding. The coding region runs from base 1 to 1533 and encodes 510 amino acids.
AUGAGCUCCGAGGAUCAGAAACUCCUCCUAAACGGAGCCGUUGAUCUCGUGCCCUCCUUGAAAUCUGAGGUUCGCCAAUUGCGAGCCAGCAAGAAGAAGGAAUCUAAAAUUCAGUGUGUGCGCUGUCGUCACGCCAAUUACAAGGCCUCCUUUGAUCUCGAUCAGUUCCCGAUGGAACCCGUUAGUGGAGUGAUCGAGACUAUUCCUCCUGGAGUGCCCUUAGUCUACGUGGUCAGUGCUGUUGAUUUCCCAAUGUCUAUCAACAAGGACGUUUUCAAGUAUAGACUGCCUCGUCUGAUGAAGUUUGUUGUGACGAAAACCGACCUUCUCUUCACUAACAAGGACAUGGUGAACAAGUACGGUCAGCGCUUUUUCCAGGACUACUUUGAAAGAACUUACAAGGUGCCACGUGAGAACGUUUUUUGUGUCAGCGGCACCAGCGACUGGAACGGUCUGCAGUUAUUGGACGAGAUCCAGGAUGGGCUGUACAUUAUCGGUACGGUUAACAGUGGCAAAUCAACUCUUAUCCUGCUGCUUCUUCACACUGUCGAGAAGCAGAAGAGUGAACUUCCAAAUGCCCGCCGGGAGCGUCAAAUUCAAAAAUUGGCGAACGAGGCUAUCGCUCAAGGCAGAAAGCCACCAAGUCGCAUGUCUCUUGUCCGUCUGGACAUCAAAAAAAUAGCAGCAUUCAAAUCCCAGCAUGGGCCUGGUACAUCGUACAUGCCGGGCUUUACCCGAGGCAACCUCCCCUUUCAGCUUACCAAAAACAAGAUCGUUUACGAUGUUCCUGGAUUUUCGGACGCCCAGAACACGAGGCUUUACGAUAUUAUCGAGCCCCAGCAUAUCAAGCAUCUUCUCAAAAGCAAAAAGAUUCCCAAACUGGGCAUGUACGACUCCCACUACGAAACCGUCAAGGCGGGUCAGGUGCUCACUGUUGGUGGACUUUUCUUCUUACAGGUUCCCGAAAAUGCCAUGCUACAGGUACGCAAUUGUCUCAAUCACAAGCCCCACGUCUUCAAAAGCUUGGAAAAAGCCAUGGACGUGUUCCGCGGUCUGCGUACGCCAGCCCUCAAGGACGUGUUCCUUGUUGAUCCCGCCAAAGCGCAACUCAAAAAAUACAUUGUGCCUUCGUUCUAUGGAAAAAAAGACAUUGUGUUCCAGUUCAUGGGCCAUAUUGUAAUUACGCCCGUUGGAUCAAAUGCAGCCACUGAGCCGUUUACAUUGUAUCUUCCCGAAGGCAUUGAGGCCAUUUUACGUCAACCCAUUACGAAUUACAUAACCACCACGUUAUCCGGGCGAGAUGCAAAUGGUAACCCGCUUCGCAAGGAGAACUGGAAGUCUAAAAGCACAAAAGAGGUAAAGCGAUGGACCGGUAAAAUCCCCUUUUACUCGGACUUAAUUCCCUUGGAAAGCAGUUCCGCAAGCGAUAGCGAGCCGACGGAAAAUUACCUGCAGCAGCAGCAGCAGUACCAGCGAUCCCCAGACGAGAUCGACGCGGAUUCCGAAUAUCGCCUGUGGUUUCAAAAAAAUUGA